AUGUCGUCUUCGCCGCCUGAAUCGAUGAACAGAUACUGGAUUCCCAAUCUGGAUAUCCACAAAAAGGUCAUCACUCAGGAGCUUCAGUAUUACCUCGGACCCGACGCGAGCGUGAGGCCUUUUACUCGAGAGGGUGAAGAUGGCUUCUUGAUCACCACACCAGGACCUUGCCUGUCAGAUGAGCAAAUAGACGACAUAUGCGUCAAGUCGAAGCAGCUGUGGGAGAAACAGGCAGCAGCGCGAGCAGCCGGCAGUUCGAGCAAAUCCCUCAAGCGACCUCUUCACGCACCUGUAUCACUCGGGAAGUCGGGCGGCACCAGUGAAUCGUCCAGUAGACGGAGAAAGCCCAGAAGCCAUCGGGAUGACAGACGAUGA
Messenger RNA from Podospora anserina S mat+, 375 nucleotides. RefSeq lists its product as uncharacterized. The record is from RefSeq and is a predicted model, not a curated record. NCBI's taxonomy places the organism in Eukaryota, Fungi, Ascomycota, Sordariomycetes, Sordariales, Podosporaceae. The coding region runs from base 1 to 375 and encodes 124 amino acids. The transcript is spliced from 3 exons.